Messenger RNA from Acanthochromis polyacanthus (spiny chromis), 2521 nucleotides. RefSeq names its product sphingosine 1-phosphate receptor 3. The transcript is spliced from 2 exons. Gene Ontology annotation, molecular function: sphingosine-1-phosphate receptor activity. Gene Ontology annotation, cellular component: membrane. Gene Ontology annotation, biological process: G protein-coupled receptor signaling pathway. The record is from RefSeq and is a predicted model, not a curated record. Lineage: Eukaryota; Metazoa; Chordata; Actinopteri; Pomacentridae. Bases 294 to 1442 code for a protein of 382 amino acids.
GGCUGCAGGAGGGAGGGAGGGGUGUGACUUCCAGGCAAGCGUCCACAGCUCCGGAGUUUUCAGAUCAGUAAAAGAUGAGGAGCUGCUCUCUCCCACCAAGCGGUGAAGAAGGACCUCCAAAUCAUCGCCAAAUCUAGGAAUUAACGGAGAAUGGACUACUCAGCAGUGAAAUGUAUGUCUUCCGGUGUUGGUUUAACUUUGAUGUGAAGUGCGAGCGUCCAGCGAUGAACACAUUGGACACUGGACUCCCUGCUCAAGUCUGACCUCCAGUGUCAGCAGCCGGUGUUUCCAAGAUGAUCAGCCCUCAGAUAUACCUCCACUACAACUACACGGGAAAGCUGGACCACCGGCCCAACGUUGGCAUGAGCUCCGGCACCGUGGACACUAAAACCAUCGUGUUCCUCAUCAUAUGCAGCUUCAUCGUCCUGGAGAACCUCACCGUGCUGGUGGCCAUAUGGAGGAACCACCGCUUUCACAACCGAAUGUACUUCUUCAUCGCCAACCUGGCACUGUGCGACAUGCUGGCCGGGGUCGCCUACCUGGUCAACCUGCUCCUGUCGGGAGAGAAGACCCUGCAGCUGUCUCCUGCUCUCUGGUUUGUCAGGGAGGGCAGCAUGUUCGUGGCACUUGGUGCCUCCAUUUUCAGCCUCCUGGCGAUUGCAAUAGAGAGACACCUGACCAUGAUCAAAAUGAGGCCUUAUGACGCCAACAAGAACUACAGAGUGUUUCUCCUCAUAGGGGCCUGCUGGCUCAUUGCGAUAUCUCUUGGAGCUUUGCCUAUCCUGGGCUGGAACUGCCUGGACAACCUCCCUGAUUGCUCCACAGUCCUCCCUCUCUAUUCCAAGAAAUAUGUAGCUUUCUGCAUCACCGUGUUCAUGGUUUUGCUCUUAGCCAUGUCAGUCCUUUAUGCCCGCAUCUACAUACUGGUUAAGUCCAGCAGCAGAAAGGUGAGCAAGCACAGCAACUCUGAGCACGCCAUGUCCCUCCUGCGCACUGUCAUCAUCGUAGUCGGGGUCUUCAUCGCUUGCUGGACGCCCAUCUUCGUCCUGCUCCUGGUGGACGUGGCGUGCGAGCAGCGCUGCGACAUCCUCUACAAGGCCGACUGGUUCAUCGCCGUGGCCGUGCUCAACUCCGCCAUGAACCCGGUCAUCUACACUCUGGCCAGUCGUGAGAUGAGACGGGCCUUCCUGGGUCUGGUUUGCGGCGUUUGCUACAGGGGGAAGGUUUCUGUCAACGGCAGCGGGAACAAGCAGUCUCUGGAGCCCAGCCGCAGCCGGAGCAAGUCGUGGGGCAGCCAGAACAUCCCCAACCAGAACCAGCAGAGCUCCAGGCAGGCGGAGAAGGGAGAAGAGGUGGACGGUGGCCAUGGAGAGGUGGCGGUGGUGGCUGGAGCAAGCAGAGGUGCUGCUGAGGCUGUCCUGGAGGGUGACAGGAAAGACUGAAAGAAGGGAGCAAGGAAUCUGCAGAGUGGUGGUGUGUUUACUGCUUGGUGGAGAACAUCGGUGACAAAAAGAGUUUUGCUCCAAUUAGAAUGAAGGAUUUCCUGAAUGAAGGAUAGAUUCAGACAUUUGCUGCAGGGCAGUAGUCUCUCCUUUGUGCUUGAUAAUGACAUAUAUGCAUCUUCUAUAAUUGAGAAGUUAAUUCAUAUGCUCACACUUAAAACAGAUUAAUAAAUGAGGCCAACAAGUAAGUUCUGCCUCUUUGUCAAGUCAGUUGUCGAGUGAGCGCUAAGUAUCUCCAAAUCUGCUCAUUUUACAGUUAACUCGGCAACCUUUUAUCUGAAAAAUGCACUCUCACAAACCUAAAACAGGGCAGCUCAUGGAAAACUCACAUUUUUGGAGGGUCGGAACAAUGAUUUGCACAAAUGAAUGGUGCUCUUACCCUUGACAGAAAAGACAUGUGCCUCCAUGGUUACAUUUGUGACCAUCCAAGACAAAUAGAAACUGAAAAUUCACCUGUAAUCAAUGAAAGUGCAAUUAUAGUACUGCAAAAAUAAUGUAACGAAGAAUGAUUGUAGACAAAACAUUAUUGUAAUGAGAUACAGCUGGAGGUAUUUAUUAUUAUUCUGUGUAUUCUGUCAUUUUGUAUUUACCCAUUAAUGCUACAGUAUGCUGUGCAGUUACUGUAAUCUGCAUUGUACAUUGUAUACUUGAGGUCAGAGUCACAAACAUGCUCAAACUGCUACGUUUUUGUUAUAUUAGUAGCAUCUUGUUCAAAAUGAAAGAACUGCAUUUGUUACGCAGUAAAAGAAAAUGCAACUGAUGCGUAAUUCAGCAGCAGUAGUUGUAGUGAUACCAGGUCUCCAUCUGCUGGUUUGUAUUCAGUACUGCUGCAUGUUCAGUUCACAGUGGCUUCACUCGUCCUGUGUGUAAAGUUUCUAUCAACCGUAAAAGCAUGAAGUUGGUAAACUGAGUCUUGAAACAAGUCUUGAGAGGCAUGUGUAUGCAGCAUGUGAAACAUAAACUGAAUACAGAUGCAAAACUAUGAGCUUUGGCACAAUAAAGUAAAAACAGUAAAACUA